Molecule: messenger RNA, 1081 nt
Organism: Condylostylus longicornis
Lineage: Eukaryota; Metazoa; Arthropoda; Insecta; Diptera; Dolichopodidae
Exons: 4
Coding region: 1-573 (190 amino acids)
Biological process (GO): regulation of DNA-templated transcription
Molecular function (GO): DNA binding; DNA-binding transcription factor activity
Source: RefSeq, a predicted model, not a curated record
AUGGAAUGUUACGUUUUAUUUCGAGAAUUUGAUAAAAGAACAAAAGAUUCUACUCCAAGAUUAGUAAUUAUAGAACAGCCUACUCCAACAACAUAUUUUCGAAAUGAAUCUGAAAUCACAAAUCAUAAACAUGGUUGGAUUAAAAGUGCAAGAGACAACACAAAAGGCCCAACCGUAAAGCUUGUAGGAUGUAACUCGAACGAUGAUGUUCUUAUAACAUGUAAACCAUAUUGCAGGAAUGUUAAUAAUGAAUUUGUAAUUCAUCCAUAUCGAUUGGUGAAACAUAAUAGAACAUCUUUAACUGAUGUUGGAGCUAUGGAUCCCUACGAAUGUGUUGUAACACAUGAGAACGGUUAUGAAGCUGAAAUUCGAGCUUCAAUAAUGAUCCCGUGCAAAGAAUCAUGUUACUUACGAAACGGAUUUGGAAUCACCAAAAAAUUUCGCAGAAAUCAUGAUUGCAAUGUCGUUUUUUUAUGUUUCAACGCAUAUAAAUUUAUAAAUAUGCAAAAAAUGGACCAAAUUGGUGAAAGUGUAUAUUCGGAUGCUAUUUAUAAUCAGAGACAUCCAAACUAAAGAAGACGAAAAAUUGUCAACAUGAAACUAAAAAGUCGCAAAGAAAGAGAACCAACGUAUAAAUUAGUUCGUGAAAUAGACAGAGGCAGCGGUUUUUUCCAAUAUCAAAAAUACUGUAAUCUUUUUUUAAAUUUAAAUUUUGGAAAAUAUUCGCAAUUGAUUGUAUAAAUAAAAUUAUUUAAUUAGUUAUUGAACGAAAUUCUUAUUCAAAACAAGAAAAUCGGGACUCAAUUGCACAAAUCACCUUUUAGUUUUUUGUUAAUUCAUUAAUAUUUUGUCCCUUGGCUCAAACAAAACUUUUCAAUAUUUCGAUUAAUUGAUUAAGUAAAAGUAGUGUGUGCAAUAGGGCCCGGCACCUAUAAAAUUUAAGAAACUGUAAGAGUAAUUGUUCAUUUCAUUUAAAAAUAUAAAAAUUAUUCUAUUUUGGCCUCGAAUUUGUUAAUUAAUAAUAAUAUUAAGCAGCAUUUUACUCUCACUAUUCUUACACUCAAACAAAAUUAAAAAUAAA